GGAGUAGGAUCUUUUGACACCCUAGUAGGGUUAUGCAUUGAAAGUACAGGAGAGUAAACUGAAACUUGUAUACCUACACCGUCUGUGUGGAUCACGUUACAAAUUGUGUACGAAUCAAUCUAAUCCAGAAAGAAUCUAACGGAUUAUAACCCACCAAAAUUUCAAUGGAAUCAGUAAUCACGUAUCCUUGCUUGCAUCCGCUUUCUGCUUUUACCAAACCCAAGCUUGGAAGGCUCACGUUUUCUGCAAAAGAAAUUGCAGAUGGAUCUUUCUUGUUUACACACCACAGCAGCCUCCAACUUUCUAUAUCGAACAUUAGAGCUGAUGGCAACAGAAGAGCGAGACCUGCCCAAAGAAAUUCGGAGAGUGGAAGAUCAAUAAAUGGGGACGAUAACAAGACACCUCAAUCAUCAGAAGGUACAAUGCAUAAUAAAGACGAGAUACUUGCUCUUUUUAGAAGAAUACAGUCUUCAAUAUCAGGAGAAACUGCUUCCAAAGGGAGAACCAACAACCCAUCUGCUGAAUCAGUUUUAGAAGUUCUUCGUCAAUCGCGGAAGCCCAUUAAAGGGAAGACUUCAAACAGAGAAGGGAGCAUAGCGUUGGGUGAACCGAAAAAAGAACCAAAGAAAGACGAGAAGAUAGAUUUUGCAUCAGCGGAGGCCGAGGUGAAAACAAGUCGGUUGCCCUCAAACUUUGUAAAGAGGUCACCGAUCCCAUCUACGCUCGUUGAAAAAGUACAAGAUGAGGUAAAGAGUGCCACAAAUGGAGAGGAGUUGCAGACGAUGAAACUUGUUGCGCUCAAAGAAUUAGCAAGAUCUAGAGGAAUCAAAGGCUACUCGAAGCUGAAGAAAGGCGAGCUCAUCGAGUUGCUAAAGUUGACGUGAAGGUUAUUUCGCUUUAUUCUUUUUGUUUUAAUUUUCUUGUUCUAUUUUGCUGGCUUAGUUUUUUGAUAGGCACUUGUGUUGUUCAAUUCUUAGCAUUCAGAUACCUUCUUUCCAAAAUGAAAGAUACGGUUCGACUUUUGCAAGCGGUAUUUUUUGCGUUUCAACUUCAAGCGGUAUUUUUUGCGUAUCAACUUGUAACUUUUAGCGUUUAUUUUGUUUGAACGAUAUAAAAUUUCACAUGUUCUCGAA
Cynara cardunculus var. scolymus (artichoke) is the source of this 1133-nucleotide messenger RNA. Its product is annotated as SAP-like protein BP-73. The record is from RefSeq and is a predicted model, not a curated record. Gene Ontology annotation, biological process: DNA-templated transcription termination. The transcript has 3 exons. The coding region runs from base 165 to 884 and encodes 239 amino acids. Lineage: Eukaryota; Viridiplantae; Streptophyta; Magnoliopsida; Asterales; Asteraceae.